AUGGCAACCACAUCACCAUCACCAGGUUCAUCUCCCUCAGCCGUGCCACCAUCAUCAGAGAGGUGGAAGCUACUAGAGUUUGCAGAGCUGAAGCGAAGCUCUAUUUCAUUCUUUGACAUUGAGAAACCCGAGUCAACCCUUUCACGCUUGUCAAGGGCAACAACUAGAGCCGCUAGGGUGGGAAAAGGCAUAUCUAAGGUUGGAAAUGCUAAGGAACUUGCUUCACCACAUUGGCUUGAGGCAAUUGAUCCUCACCAUCGCUAUGGCCAUAAUCUUCAAUAUUAUCAUGUGAAAUGGCUCCACUGUGAGAGUAAACAGCCCUUCUUCUACUGGCUCGACGUAGGAGAAGGAAAAGAGGUCAAUCAUGAGAGAUGUUCUAGAAUGAAGCUUCAGCAGCAAUGCAUCAGAUAUCUUGGUCCGGUAGAAAGGAAGGCUUAUGAAGUUGUGGUACAAGAUGGGAAACUUAUCUUCAACCAUAGUAGUGAAUUCCUUCAUACAGCAGGAGGACCCGAAAAUGCGAAGUGGAUCUUUGUGCUUAGUACGUUCAAGACCUUGUACGUUGGGCUGAAGAACAAGGGCACAUUUCAACAUUCAAGUUUCAUGGCAGGUGGAGCCAUAUUGUGUGCUGGAAGAUUAGAAGUGGAAGAUGGCAUCGUGAAGGCAGUUUGGCCUCACAGUGGGCAUUAUCAACCGACAGUAGAAAAUUUUCAGGAAUUCUUGUCAUUCCUUAAGGAACGCAACGUAGAUCUCAAUAAUGUAAAGGUAGAGAAUGCAAGACAUGCAUUUUUUUAUCUAGCCAAAAACCUCCUGCUUUAA
Messenger RNA from Quercus robur (English oak), 816 nucleotides. Its product is annotated as IQ domain-containing protein IQM2-like. The record is from RefSeq and is a predicted model, not a curated record. Lineage: Eukaryota; Viridiplantae; Streptophyta; Magnoliopsida; Fagales; Fagaceae. The transcript is spliced from 8 exons. Bases 1 to 816 code for a protein of 271 amino acids.